Messenger RNA from Hyaloscypha bicolor E, 1653 nucleotides. RefSeq names its product Metallo-dependent phosphatase. Lineage: Eukaryota; Fungi; Ascomycota; Leotiomycetes; Helotiales; Hyaloscyphaceae. The transcript has 3 exons. The record is from RefSeq and is a predicted model, not a curated record. The coding region runs from base 1 to 1653 and encodes 550 amino acids. Gene Ontology annotation, molecular function: phosphoprotein phosphatase activity. Gene Ontology annotation, cellular component: cytoplasm.
AUGACGAGGAGAAUCGUUCGUACGAUGUGUCAAGUGGCAGCUUUUGCCUUCUUCUCCCUCGUCGUUGUCUACUUCAUCGACAACCGCUAUCGAGUUCUACCUUCAGCGCUGCACAACGCGUUACCCGCGCACCACCCAGGCCUCAUAGUGACAGAUAUAACAAUCAAAUCCUGCUCGAGCCUAAGUAUAUUCAGUACGUGUAAGCUCGAUGCGGAUGUCUGGCAUCGGAUCGAGAAGGACCUAUACUUGGGGAGCGGCUGGGUGAACAGCGCAUACGUGCAUGUCAAGCGCAAGAAGGAAGAAGACAUAUUGCCCGAUGACCAAGUGAUCUUGGAUGUUACGGUUGGGCGACUGGAUCCUGCGCAGGGCGUGAAGGGGGAGGCAAACGAGAAAUGGGAGGGCAGACCUAAUGGAAUAUGGUUGAAACAGGCCGCGAAACGGCAUGCGAAGGGCUCAAACCAAAUCAUCACCUCCGUGGACGUGCUAUUUGGUGCAGAUGCGGUGGAUCCAAGGGAUGGCUGGCAGAUGGCGGGAACGCCGCUACUCCUUGAAAACAGUGGAGAGGGGCAAGAGGCCAGACUAAGCAUAAGGCGCGGGAAGAAGGCGCCCCAUUCGAGACCAAUACCAAAGGUCAAUGAGAAUGGGAGAUUUAAGAUCAUGCAAGCGGCAGACUUGCAUUUAAGUACUGGGACGGGACUUUGCAGAGAUGAGAUGCCGCCAACACCCAAGGGAGAGAAGUGCGAAGCUGACCCAAGGACGUUGGAGUUCGUGGGUCGACUUCUCGACCAGGAGAAACCAGACUUGGUUAUCUUAAGUGGGGACCAAAUCAAUGGGGAUACCGCUCCCGACGCGCAGACUGCGAUCUUCAAAUAUGCAGAACUGUUCAUUGCACGCAAAAUCCCCUUUGCCACGAUCUUUGGGAAUCAUGACGACGAAGGGAAAUCAUCCCUCCCUCGCGCAGGACAAAUGUCCCUCAUCGAGUCCCUCCCGUACUCUCUGUCGGUCGCAGGGCCGGAAGAAAUCGAGGGAGUUGGAAACUACUACGUCGAAGUUCUCGCUCGUGGAAGCUCCAAACAUUCAGCUCUUACUGUAUACCUACUCGAUACGCACGCAUACUCCCCUGACGAACACAACUUCAAGGGUUACGAUUGGAUAAAGAAGAAUCAAAUAGAAUGGUUCAAGAAUACCGCGCAAGGAUUGAAGAAAGAGCAUGCAGGGUAUACAGGCAUACACAUGGAUCUUUCAUUCAUCCAUAUUCCACUACCCGAAUAUCGGGACGACAAACUUCCCAAGAAGGGGGAAUGGAGAGAGGGCGUCACGGCACCCGUCUUCAACACUGGAUUCCGGGAUGCAUUAGUUGAUGAAGGAGUGUUGAUGGUUAGCUGCGGCCACGAUCACGCCAAUGAAUAUUGCGCAUUGAGCAGCCACGAUGACGGCAAGCCAGCUCUUUGGAUGUGUUAUGCGGGUGGUGCCGGAUUUGGUGGAUAUGGUGGGUAUGGAGGAUACCACAGGAGGAUACGAUUCUUCGAUAUCGAUGUGAACGAGGCGAGGAUAACGACGUAUAAGCGAGUCGAGUACGGGGACCUCGAAAAAAGGAUCGACGAACAGAUAAUUGUCGAUGGUGGCAGACCAGCCAGGCUUCAGGAGGAGUAA